Messenger RNA from Dendrobium catenatum, 1246 nucleotides. Its product is annotated as thaumatin-like protein 1. Gene Ontology annotation, biological process: defense response. Gene Ontology annotation, cellular component: extracellular region. The transcript has 2 exons. The record is from RefSeq and is a predicted model, not a curated record. NCBI's taxonomy places the organism in Eukaryota, Viridiplantae, Streptophyta, Magnoliopsida, Asparagales, Orchidaceae. The coding region runs from base 190 to 1116 and encodes 308 amino acids.
GCUAAUCUCAAAAUAAAUUAAAUAAUUUUUACAAAAUUAUUAUAACAUUUCCGCUUCCAAACCGCACCGUCUGCAACUCUUUGAUGGGCUCCGCCUCUAUCCACUGCUCAAAUCUCUCCAAAAACGUCCCUCGUCUUCUCCCAAAAACACAGAGCUAAACAGAGCAAAUCUCGAAAGAAGACUCUAAAAAUGAAUCCUUUCAGUUUCGUUCUCCUCCUGCUCAUCUCCACCUUCUUCUCCAUAUGCCUUUCUACAACCACCUUCACCUUCAUCAACAAAUGCCACUUCACAGUCUGGCCUGCCAUCCUCUCCAACGCCGGCCACCCCCCGCUUUCCUCCGCCGGCUUCGAACUCCCUACUGCUGCUUCUCGCUCCCUCCAAUCCCCACCUAACUGGUCCGGCCGCCUCUGGGCCCGAACCGGUUGCGUUUUCCACAACUCCAACAACGGCUCCUGCGCCACAGGCGAAACACCUCCGGCGACCCUCGCCGAGUUCUCGCUCGCCGGCGGCGAGCGAAACAAUAUUGAUUUCUACGACGUUAGCCUUGUUGAUGGAUUCAACUUGGCGAUGGUCGUGGAAGGGGGUAAGGGGAGGUGUGCAGCGACGGGGUGUGUGGUGGAUUUGAACCAGAGGUGUCCGGCGGAGCUGAGGAUUGGAGAAGGAGAGACGGCGGCUUGCCGGAGCGCUUGCGAGGCGUUCCGGCGGCCGGAGUAUUGCUGUAGUGGGGAGUUUGCGAGCCCGGCGGCGUGUAAGCCGACGGCGUACUCCGAAGUGUUUAAGGCGGCUUGUCCGAAGUCUUAUAGCUAUGCUUUUGAUGAUUCCACUUCGACGUUUACCUGCGCCGACGCCGGCGAGUUUACCGUUACAUUCUGCCCGGAGGGCACUCCAAGUCAAAAGUCAUCAAAAGAUCCUCCAAUUAGUCCAAAAGUACCUGUGACUAGUCCAACAACAGUAGGAGCAACAACACCAGGAGGAGGCCUUAUGCUAGAAAACGACUAUUGGCUUGCAAGUCUUGCUAGUGGCUCUCGGAACACUCAAAAAUCGGCGGUGAUUUCUACGCUUCUAUUAUUUAUUAUCUUAUGCUCAACUUCGCUCCUAUUUCUCAUCAAGGUGUGAGUAUGUCAACUAUGAAUUUUCCUUCAUAAUGGAGAAUUAUAGAGAGAGCAAUAUUGGUUGUAACCUUAUUUUUUUAAUGAAUUAAUUUGUACUUUAUAGAUGUUUAUUUAAUAUUAUAUGUUAUGCAGAA